Molecule: messenger RNA, 354 nt
Organism: Neurospora hispaniola
Lineage: Eukaryota; Fungi; Ascomycota; Sordariomycetes; Sordariales; Sordariaceae
Product: Prefoldin beta-like protein
Exons: 4
Coding region: 1-354 (117 amino acids)
Biological process (GO): protein folding
Cellular component (GO): prefoldin complex; cytoplasm
Molecular function (GO): protein folding chaperone
Source: RefSeq, a predicted model, not a curated record
AUGGCUCAACAACCAGCAGCUGCAAAGAAGCAGCAAGACCUUCAGCUUCAGUACACCACUUACAAGAACACUCUGCAACAGAUUGCCCAGAAGAUUGGUGAUGUUGAGCAGGAGGCUGAGGAGCAUAAACUCGUCCUCGAAACCUUGGACCCUCUCCCGGCAGACCGCAAGUGCUUCCGCAUGAUCAAUGGCGUCCUGGUGGAGAGGACGGUGGAGGACGUGAUCCCCGCUUUGAAGACCAACGCCGAAGGACUGAAGAAGGUUCUGAACGACUUGGUCAAGCAGUAUCAGAACAAGCAGGAGGAGCUGGAUAAGUGGAAGAAGAAGAACAACGUCCAGGUUGUUCAGUCAUGA